Dermacentor albipictus is the source of this 2756-nucleotide messenger RNA. The record is from RefSeq and is a predicted model, not a curated record. NCBI's taxonomy places the organism in Eukaryota, Metazoa, Arthropoda, Arachnida, Ixodida, Ixodidae.
AUGACAAACACGCUGAGAGAUCACCUGGCUAAUUCUAUGUACCGCCGGCACUGAAAUGAUCGUCAUGUUUCGGUUUAUACAACUGAGCUUGACGAUUGUAUUACAAAUAUUACUUUACGUUUUUCUGCAUCCCCGUGAAACAGAUUGUGCCACACUUACUGGGCGAGAAAGCGUGGUAUUUCCAAAGUUAUUAGAAAGUCGGAGCAACAAUGGAGCUAAGGUGCUGAGAAUUAACGAAGAUCUUACAUUGACCCUUGAAAAGAGUUCUGUUUUAAGCAAGAACUUUCUCCUCAGGACUUACGAAGAUCGCAUCAUGAAGCACAGUUAUCAUGACGGCGAAGUGCUAGAAGAAGACCUGUACCAUGACCUUCGUACUUUCUCUUCUGUUAUGGUAUCUGAAGACAACGGACUCGAAGUGGAAGGUGUUGUCGGACCAGGACUGCGAAUAAGACCAUUGAGAGGAGGGACGAGCAAUGGGGAAGGACGUACUCCCCACGUUCUUUACGAAAACAGUGAUGAUGCUUCCAUUCAAACCGGUGUGAAUGAUGGCGUCGGAGGGGCUAGGUCCUUGAACAUUUCCCAACGCGACGAUAAACGUGAUGAAAGUGAUAAUGAGGCGCGUGUAGAGUUACUGGUGGCCGUGGACAGCACAUUUCGACGCCAAUUCACAAGUGUUACAACAUUGCUGAAAUACCUCACCAUUACCCUGAAUUCGGCGAAUGUGAGGUACACGACGGUGAGGAAUCCCAGCGUAAGACUCAAGCUUCACGCAGUGGAAGUACUCGAGGAAUACAUGGAACAAUUUCUCCACCGUGUAGACCGUUACGUCGCUGCUCUUCGGAGCCUGGAAUCCUUCAGGCAGUAUGUGCAGCAACAUCCUGAGAAGUAUGGCUUAUACGAUGCAGUAUACCUGAUCACCGGACUCGACAUGGCCCGAUACACCGGAUACGGUUGGGAUAGGGAGCUUCAGGGCCUCGCAUAUGUGGGAGGUGCCUGCACGUAUCGAAAAGUCGGCAUGGGUGAAGACAAAGUGGGAACUUUCUUCGGAGUGCGAAUAUUUGCCCACGAAGUGGGACAUUUGUUGGGGUGUCCACACGAUGGCGAGCAAUAUAGUAUGUAUUCAGCCACAGGUUGUCCCUGGCACGACGGCUUCAUUAUGAGUUACAAAGUUGCGGACAGCCGAAGCAUGAAGUUCUCUCCAUGCUGCAAUGACAUGAUCAGGCUGCAUGUAAGUUCGCCACAGGGUACUUGUUUGCGAAGACAAGACACGAAGCGCAGUAUUAAAAAGACCAACUUCACAAAAGGGUUACCUGGAGAAUAUUUAACCAAGAAAGAUCUCUGCAAAUCAGCCUUCCCCGAAGUUCAGCAGACGUACCUGAUGGAGGGUGGAGACAACAGCCGGUGCCUCGGGCGCUGCUACAUUCCCGAAUACAUUUAUCGUGUCGGAUUCAAAACAACGGUCUUCCCUGACAACUUCCCGUGCUCCGCAAAUAAUGGCGAAGGCAUAGUCACCCCGCGAAUGCGUAUCGCACCGCUUUCGACACAGAAGCGAAGUUCGGAUGGCCGUGUUGCGCACCAACUGAUAGAAAUUCAAGACGAGCUAACAAGUGACAGUGGAGAUUACGAAGUCGCUUCCUAUCCAACCACGCGAACUUUCAACGGUGCCAUGGGGAGAAAUGAAAGUAUCCAUAUUUCGGAACGAUCAUCUGAAACUAUACGUCCCGAGCUUUUCGUUGUGGUGGACUCCCUGUUCGCGCGGGUUUUCAGCAGUACCGCCAACAUCAUUAAAUAUGUCGCCAUAUGCGUAAAUGCUAUAAACCUGAGGUACUUGGGAGUUACUGAUCCAAAAGUCAAGCACAAACUUGUCGGGCUGGAGGUUACAACGGCUGAACAGGAAUGGUUUCUACGGAGAGUGACCCGGGAUCCAAGAUACGUUCACGCUCAAGGCACCCUUGCCUCUUUCAAAACUUACGUAACGCAAAAUCGGGAGCUCUACAAUAACGCUGACGCUGUCUUCCUGUUAACAGGACAGGACUUGGCAACGAUAAAGAAUUAUGAAGUAAACAAUCGCACUGGUGGUUAUGCGUAUAUUAGGACUGUCUGCAGUGAACAUAAAGUAGGGGUUGGAGAAGACCGACCACCUACAUUUAAGGGUGUUCAUGUAAUGGCACAUGAAAUUGGACAUAUCCUAGGUUGCCUACACGAUGGUGAAGAUUCCCCUUUUCCAAAUCAAGACAUCCCUGGCUCUCGGGAGUGCCCUUUCGAACACGGGUACCUGAUGAGUUAUAUACGGAAAGACAGCAACACUUACAAGUUUUCUCCGUGCAGCAUCCAACAGAUUAGAGAGACAGCACGGUCCCAAAGUGGGUCCUGCCUCCACGUAUUAAACAAUGUUCGAACGCUGCUGAAAAGGUACAAAUAUCUCCCCGGACAAAUGAUGACCAGGACCCAGCAGUGUCAGAAUGCUUUUCCAACUGAGAAGAAUGUAGAGUUCAUAGCAGAAAUGGGUGUAAAAGACUGUACCAUUAGAUGUGGAAAUGCAGGGAAGAAAAAAACUUCAGAAUACAAGCUUCUUGUGCUGAGUGAUGGAACACCCUGUAAAAAAAAGCGUGGCAAGACAUACAACUGCAUCAAUGGCCUAUGCCUGAAAAUGAAGAAAUCGUAUGGAUACGAAGCAGUGCCCUGAGGGCGUAGGAAACAUGGGAUUGCGCGUCGAUUUGCAAAUUAAAGGGCAGUGCCUAUGUCUCCUUGUGAAC